Messenger RNA from Pelobates fuscus (common spadefoot toad), 966 nucleotides. It is a transcript of the gene CD28, whose product is annotated as CD28 molecule. Lineage: Eukaryota; Metazoa; Chordata; Amphibia; Anura; Pelobatidae. Gene Ontology annotation, cellular component: external side of plasma membrane; membrane. Bases 125 to 769 code for a protein of 214 amino acids. The record is from RefSeq and is a predicted model, not a curated record. The transcript is spliced from 4 exons. Gene Ontology annotation, biological process: T cell receptor signaling pathway; immune response; T cell activation.
AGAAAAGAGGCCAUAACUAAAUUUCUGCUCUUCUGCACUGAUGUGCUAAUGAGACCAAAUAGUUUAUUUUAAGCUAGUUAAGCUAGGAAUUGCUUAAUUUUUUUCUCCAGGUGUAUGGAUCCAAAUGUGUUGCCUUAACGCCGCCAUGAGGCUUUGGAUGAUCUUGGUUGCAAUUGUCACCCCGUUGGUCGCAUGCAGUGAAUGUAAGGCUGAUAAAAACAUAUACCGUGUUUUGAAUGGAACUAUAAACUUAUUAUUUCACUGCGACUUUAGCAACACAAAAAUGGAAUAUAAAGUGACACUAAUCAAAGGUUCCAACAAAGGAGUAGUAAUUUGCCAUGGAUCCUUCAAUGCUUCUCAUCAGCCUUUCCAGCACAACAAGUGUAGAAUAACUCCCACUGCAAGCAAUGUCACGUUUUACCUCAAUGACCUCUCUGAAAACGAUACAGAUAUUUAUUAUUUGCUGAAGGAACACAUGGAGCCACCACCCUAUAUAGCCAAGUAUGAUAAUGGCACUGUCAUUCAUGUAAAAGAGAUUGUGCUACAACCACCACCUAUCCUGGCGAAAGAGCAGUCUCCAUGGCCUAUGUUGGCUUCAGUUGUAGCUUUAGCAAUAUACAGUUCUGGCAUUACAAUAGCAUUAAUUUACACUUUGCUGAAAGGAAGGAAAACCAGGAUUUUACAAAGUGAAUACAUUAAUGUGGUACCACAGAGACCCAAACACCAUCAGCCCUACGCCCCAGCUCCGAAGCACUUGCGGGUUCGCUGACUGCUGUAUCCUGAUGUAAUCUGUCACAUCCAAAUGGCUCAAAGACUUUUAUUCUGUCCAUCAGGCAGCAUUUAACUAACUAGACAAGACUAUGGGAUUUGCACUGUGUCAAUCAAGAUGUACGUUGAUGUUCCAGAUAUACCUGUAUAUAAAAAGCGGAUCAUUUCUAGGGUUUAAACUUUAAUAGCCAAUAUGGU